AUGUUCGGUAUUUAUGACGACUCAGUAUUCACGGCGUUUGAGGAGGAGGAGCUCAGCAACCCAAUUCCACGAAAGGAAGUAGACGACAGAACUAUAUACAUAUCACGAGAACUCCGAAAGCCCAAGGACUAUGGCGGGCCAGUUCUAUGCGACUUUGGCUCAGCUGUUCCAGGUGAUGUAGAACAUUGCGAAGAUAUCCAACCAGACAUUUACAGAGCGCCCGAGGUCAUCCUUGAAGCCCCUUGGUCAUACAAGGUGGACAUAUGGAACGCAGGGUGCAUGAUUUGGGAUAUUUUUGAAGGUCGGCACAUGUUUACAGGGCAUGACCCCGAGUUCCAGAAAUACCGCAGCAGGGCACAUCUCGCCGAGAUUAUUGCGAUGCUCGGCCAGCCUCCAUCCAACGUCCUUGAAGCCGGCAAAGCCAGUCACAAGUUCUUUACAGGCACCGCUAUCACUCUAGGCGACUUCCGUAAUGACAUAGAGCUUCCCGAAAGAACUUCCCUUGCCCAGCAUGAAAUCAGUCUUGAAGGGGAGCGAAAGGAGAUGUUUCUUGCUAUGAUGAAUAGGAUGCUUCAGUGGGAUCCGGCUCAGAGGUCAUCGGCGAAAGAGCUUGCUGAAGAUCCGUGGAUCAUGGCCUAUAUGUUAGACGGCUAG
Molecule: messenger RNA, 654 nt
Organism: Fusarium subglutinans
Lineage: Eukaryota; Fungi; Ascomycota; Sordariomycetes; Hypocreales; Nectriaceae
Product: CMGC SRPK kinase
Exons: 3
Coding region: 1-654 (217 amino acids)
Biological process (GO): protein phosphorylation
Molecular function (GO): protein kinase activity; ATP binding
Source: RefSeq, a predicted model, not a curated record